This is a messenger RNA of Parus major (Great Tit), 644 nucleotides long. RefSeq names its product 40S ribosomal protein S10. The coding region runs from base 106 to 603 and encodes 165 amino acids. The record is from RefSeq and is a predicted model, not a curated record. NCBI's taxonomy places the organism in Eukaryota, Metazoa, Chordata, Aves, Passeriformes, Paridae. Gene Ontology annotation, molecular function: structural constituent of ribosome; RNA binding. Gene Ontology annotation, cellular component: cytosolic small ribosomal subunit. The transcript has 6 exons.
GCAGCGCCCCGGCCAGCCCCGCCGCCGGGGGCCUUUCGAGCAGCGGAAGCGGCGGCGCGGCGCACGCGCAGUCUUUUCCGCUCGGGCCCCGCCGCCGCCGCCACGAUGUUGAUGCCCAAGAAGAACCGAAUCGCCAUCUAUGAGCUGCUGUUCAAGGAGGGGGUGAUGGUGGCCAAGAAGGACGUGCACAUGCCCAAACACCCCGAGCUCGUGGACAAGAAUGUGCCCAACCUGCACGUCAUGAAAGCCAUGCAGUCCCUCAAGUCCCGAGGGUACGUGAAGGAGCAGUUUGCCUGGAGACACUUCUACUGGUACCUGACCAACGAGGGCAUCCAGUACCUGCGGGAUUAUCUCCACCUGCCCCCUGAGAUUGUCCCGGCCACGCUGCGCCGGAGUCGCCCCGAGACCGGCAGGCCCCGGCCCAAAGGUCUGGAGGGCGAGCGCCCAGCGCGGCUCACGCGGGGUGAGGCUGACCGGGACACAUACCGCCGCAGCGCCGUGCCACCUGGUGCUGACAAGAAGGCUGAGGCUGGUGCUGGAGCAGCCACAGAAUUCCAGUUUAGAGGUGGAUUUGGUCGUGGACGUGGUCAGCCCCCACAGUAGAACUUCAUGUUUUGUGUAUAAUAAAAGAGGUGAAAAUGCCA